AUGGCACAAAAACAAAAGAUAUCAUCCUUAGAAAGCCUCCCACAAGAUCUUCUUGGCGAUAUUAUAUCUAAGGUUGCAAAGUAUGGCCACAGAGAUAUUCGUAAUUGCUUGCAAGUUUCUCAUGAACUAGCGAUCGCAUGUCAAGAUGGAAGGGUUUCAAAGAAUCUCAACCUCAUGCCGCUAGCCAUCAAUCCAUUAGCAACAUUAAACAAGUAUCAACCACUCAUGGAGAAAUGUCUACAAGCUGGUAAUCCUGAAGCCCACUACAUUCAAGGGAUAAAAGAGUACUUCUACAACGACAACAUAGAGAUUGGCCUACCACAUCUCCAAGCAUCUGCUGAAGGUGAGAGACGAAUGGAGGAAGGGAAAAAAUAUUUGGAUAAGCUAGAAUGGGCAAAAUCAACAACCAGAUCAGACCGUUGUUGGACAAAUAUCAAAGAAUCUCUAGAAGGCAUCCCAAUUCUUCAAGAAACCGUGCUACUUUGA
Camelina sativa (false flax) is the source of this 486-nucleotide messenger RNA. The record is from RefSeq and is a predicted model, not a curated record. Lineage: Eukaryota; Viridiplantae; Streptophyta; Magnoliopsida; Brassicales; Brassicaceae.